UGUUGUUUUGUUUUAGUUGCACGAUAUUUAGCUCUUGUUAAUUUGUGGUGAAAAGUCCGUGUAGAGUGCAUAGAAAUAUUCUAAUUGAUCGUAUGUUUACAAAAAAAGAAGUAUCGAUCGAAAAAUUCGUUGAAAACAUUGUGAAAUGGUAUUAAUGUAACCUAACGUAUAGUAUCACUAUAUCGAGUGUGAAGCUAGAGUCUAUCGUUCAACUUUGUAAUAUAUAAACGUUGAUUUUACAAUAUUACUAUAAACUAUUAUUUUUUAUUAUUACGAACAUUAAAUAAGCAGAAUAUGAAUUAUGUGAAAAAAAAGUGAUAACAACGCGCGAAAUUACGGACCUGCGCACUAACUUGGACGUUCCGAUCAGUUUAACAACAGUGUUUCUUUUAGUUAAACCUAACCUAUUGUGCAUUUUUUGAAAGACUCCCAUCUUAAGUGCAAUUGCUUUGUAUUUUUUUCAUUAAGAAUACCAAUAUCGAACGCGAAAAAUGGCAGCACCAGAAGCGAUACAAGUUAGUUCGCUACCCCUACCUCCAGUGCAAUAUAUUAAUUUGUACACAGACGAAAAUGUUCGUCGAGGCAGAGCACCACGACCACCACCGCCGAUACACGAUACUUAUUCAAUGUUUGGAAAUGUAUUUAAUGCAGACGAUACAAUCAUUAGACCACUCGAAGCUCAAGGAAUUAAAAGGUUAUAUCCUCAGCAUUUCGAUCGGCGACGGGAGUUAAAAAAAUUGAAUCACUCAUUGCUUGUUAACUUCUUGGAUUUGAUAGAUCUGCUCGUACAAUGUCCUGACAGCCCAAGACGUGCUGAAAAGGUGGAAGAUCUUAGUUUACUAUUUAUUCACAUUCAUCAUUUGUUAAAUGAAUUCAGACCACAUCAAGCAAGGGAAACGCUAAGAGUAAUGAUGGAAUUGCAACGCAGACAACGUAUAGAAACAGCACUUAGGUUUCAAAAACAUUUAGAGAAGGUUCAAGAGAUUUUACAACAUGCAUUGCACAUGUUGCCAGAUACUUCAGAAUUGGAUUCUAAAUUAGCAAUAAAUACAGAUGCUAUGGAAUCUGUUGAUAAUUUAGGUUCUGAACAACAAACUCCAGAUCCAUGUAGUCCAAGUGAUCGCAUUAUGUGCAAGACAAUAGAUGAUAUGAUUUCAACAAAUGGACUGUAUUAAAUGAAUUUCUUUUCUUAUAAGAUGCUGUAAAAAGUAUUGUAAUUAUAUUUGUAAGAUACAUUGUGAUAAUAACUAUUUUACAAAUAUAGUUUAUUUAUUAAACGACAAGAAACAAUAUUAUAUAUACAUUGCAUAUAUUAAAAAAACACAUUGCAGUUUAAAUAUCAUUUAUUUCUUGAAUAAUGUAAUAAAUGUAUUGAAUUGGAAUUUACAUAUUUAAAAUUAUAAUAAACAGAAAUAAUAGUUUUAGAAUAUUACAAUAUACUAAUACAUGAGCAAAUUUGAUAUAAUUAUAUAAUUAACAAACAUUUGUAUUAAAUAUUAAUUCAAACAUGUAUAAAUAUUCAAUAACUGUAAAUUUUUUACAAUCUUUUUAAUUAGCCAUACAUAGUGACAUUCGAUAUUGGGCAUAAAAAAUACAACAUAUAUUAUGCAAUAGUAUUAUUUAUUAAAUUAAAUGAUAAUAUAUUCACGAAUUAUUAUUAUCAUUAGUAUUACACAAGUUUUAUUCAAUGGUGGAUAGGAAAAGGAUACAAUAUGUUCUGAAACUCACCUUACAAAACAGCUACCAUCAAUAUAUAGAUAAAAGACAAUAUACAACCGUACCUUGGUUCCUGAAAAAAGUACAUUAUAAUUUCUUAUGAGCCUCCAACCUUGGACUUACUGGACAACCUGUAAUCAAAACAUGAUUAUUUUUGUUCUGCUUUGCCAUCCUCAGUCAGCAAUCACCGUACAGCAUCUGCAAGAUAAAAUGUAUACAAUAAACUACACCAUCAUUCAUGUAAUCAAAGAAACUUUUUGACUUGAAAAAUCACUUGUUUUAGUUAUAUUAUUUAGUAAACGAUUUUAUAAUUUUAUGCUGAUCUUUAUAUCAUUUUGAUAUGUCUUUUUGUACUCAAAUUAGACAUUUUAAUAGAAGAACAUUCAUCCAUUUAGUUAAAAAAAUAUGUAAACACUUAAUAAUAAUACAAACAUAAAAUUAAUAAAUGAAGCACAUAAAUAAGUAUAGCUAAUUUCGAAUUUAAGAAAACAACAGCUUUUUAAGUUUCUUUGAUUCCAUUAUUCUCUCAGAAUUAGAUACUCUGUCAUUGUCCCUCUGAUUGCUCUGGUCUGCACUGCCUGUUGACAAAAGAAAUGAGAUAUGAUCAAGAGAGAAAGGACUAGGAAGAACUAGGAGAUAGGGGAAUACAUUUUGAUACUAUUUUAACAUCCAAAAUUGUUAUGGCAGAGAAAUAUUGUCUGUCUUUUGUAAAUACGUGUAACACAAGUGUCCGAGCACAAGCCAAUCAUUGUACAGUAAGAAUUUGUAAAUAUUCUGUAUCAAAUAGAUGUAAUUUUUUGUUUGUGACAUCUGAUGUUUCUUCAAAUACUUCAAAUGAUUCAUGUAUUGUGUUGCCACACCAUUUUCUCUUCGGUAGUUCGUGUAUAUUGUAUUGCCUGUUAAGGUACCUGGUUUAAAAUUUUCGUAAUAAACACUUCUUCAAGUUCAUGAUA
Molecule: messenger RNA, 2669 nt
Organism: Bombus pascuorum
Lineage: Eukaryota; Metazoa; Arthropoda; Insecta; Hymenoptera; Apidae
Gene: MED7
Product: mediator of RNA polymerase II transcription subunit 7
Exons: 3
Coding region: 492-1175 (227 amino acids)
Biological process (GO): regulation of transcription by RNA polymerase II
Cellular component (GO): mediator complex; core mediator complex
Molecular function (GO): transcription coregulator activity
Source: RefSeq, a predicted model, not a curated record